Messenger RNA from Parnassius apollo (apollo), 300 nucleotides. NCBI's taxonomy places the organism in Eukaryota, Metazoa, Arthropoda, Insecta, Lepidoptera, Papilionidae. The record is from the annotation of a GenBank genome assembly.
AUGAUAUCUGUAUUUAAUAUAGCAAGAGCGCUCAUUAUGACAAUUGUUAUAAGUAAUUUGGCGAGAGUGUUAGAAAACAUCACGCAGUCAGAACAAUGGCCUGAAAAUGGCCUUUUAGAUAAUGUUCUAGAUGAAGGGUUUGCUCAAGCAUCAUGUGGGUUCCAACUUGUUAACCCUACAACUGGUGUUUUUGAAGAUGUAACUGAUUGUUCAGAACCUGAUGCAGCUGCUGAAGAUAAAAGGGCAAAAAGAGGAAGUAAAACCCCGCUACUUGGGAAAGGAAAAAAAAAUAAUUUGUAA